AUGGCUGAUGAUGCUUCAUAUCUUGAGAGACAGAACCGUAUCAAGAGAUAUAGAGAGCAUUGUGCCCGUAUUGCAUCUGGAAAGCAUGCUGUAAAUGACAGAGCAGAGCCUGCAAUACAUUUUAUGAAAGCAACUGAAAGAAAAAAUCAAAUUAGAAAACAUAAACUCAAAGUCGAGUCCGAGUUAAUCAAUGAUAUUCUCCAAUUCGAAUACAAUAGAGAAAUGAAUAAAAAAAAUCAUAGAAGCAUAAGAUCUCCAAGGCGGACAAAUGCCAAACCAAGAAAAACAGCAAAAGCUGAUUCUGAUUUUGAUCCAAUUUUUUCAGUAGACGAUGAAAUGGAUUAUGAAGAAGAACCACUUUGCUAUUCUGAAGCGAUGACUAAAGCAACUAACACAAAUACAGCGUCAAACUUACUUUUCGGAGAGAUUUCUAAUGAAGAACCUUAUGUUUCAAGAGAUUUGAUCAAUCAGAUCAUUCAAGAAAAUGGUAUGAAGCCAAUUACAUCUCAGCCUUUAUCUCUAAGACCUCGUACAUCCAAUCCAGAAGUAAUAUUUCCAAAAGUAAAUAAAGCCAACAGAUUACAUCGUACAAGAAAUGGACAAUCAUCUGGUUCUACACGUGAAACACCACGCAGGAAAGGAAAGAAUGAUCCAUUGAAGACAAUGCGUAUCAAAGACGAGAAUGAAGUUCUUGAUGAUCUCAAACGCCAAUUUGAAGAAGAAAAUGAACGAAAAGAGCAACGAGAACUCGCCAAACAACGUCGUCUUGAGCAAGAGCGUAAAUGGCGUGAAGAAUAUGCAAAGAGAAUGCGAGAAAAACAGGAUGAACUGAAUAAUUACAGAAUUAAUUUUGAAGACAAAAACGAAGAAGAGGAAGAAGCUGUUCAUCCUGUUAGAGAACCAGACAGAGUCAUUGUUGCUAAACCAUUUACAAUUCCUGUUCAUGAACCAAUGCCAAGAAAUCACUCAUCUCCAAACUUAAUUUCUUCUCAAAACGAAGAAGAAGAAAAUGACGAAAUUGAUGAUUCAAGGUUUGAAGACAAUGACAACGAAAAAGGUGAAGAAGAAGAGAGCAAGAGUCUCAAAGAAAUCUUCAUUGAAAAGCUUGAUACAAACAAAGCAAACGAUUCAUUUGAAGAACUUGAUAAAUCUGAUUCUGAAGAAGAAAAGGAAACCAAUGAAAUCGAAGAAGAAAAACCUCUUGAAGAAGAAGAAAAUAAAGAGUUUAAUGAGCUAAAUCAUGAAGAAGAAAAAGAAGAAAUUCAACAAGAAACAGAUCAGAAAGAAGAUGGAGAAGAAAACAAAGAGUUUAAUGAGCCAAAUAAUGAAGAAGAAAUUGCAGAUGAAAAUGAAGAAAUUCAACAGGAAAUUAAUCAUGCAGAAGAAGAAAAGAAAUCAUAUGAUGAAGAGAAUAAUAAAGAAGUCAAUGAAAAUGAAAAUAAAGAAUCGGAAGAAACAAAGAAUGAAGAAGAAGAAAAACUUGAAAUUAUUCCAAAUGAAGCAAUUCUCAAAUUAGGAAAUUUGACUGAGAAGAAAGAAGAAGAGCCAAAAGAGAUAGAAGAAGAAAGAAAAAGCUCUGACGAGAAAAUAAAUGAAGAAGAAGAAAAGAAAGAAUUAAAUGAAAACCCAGAAACUGAAAAAGAACAGAAACUUGAAGUAAUUCCCAAUGAAGCAAUUCUUAAACUUGGAAAUUUAGUUGAUAAACAUGAAGAAGAAAGGAAUGAAGAACCAAAGAAUGAUGAAGAAGAGGAAAAGAAAGAAGAAAUAAAUAAUGAAGAAGAGGAAAAGAAAAAAGAGCCAAAUAAUGAAGAGGAAGAAAAGCAAAAUCUUGAAUUAAUUCCAAAGAAUGCAAUGCUAAAAUUAGGUAGUUUAGUUGAUGCAAAUAAGGAAGAAGAAAAGAAUCAAGCUGAAGAAGAAGAAAAACCAGAUGGUGAAAUGCCUCUUUUAUCAAGAGCUCUUGGAAUUCCAGGAAAUUUGAUGAAUAAUCAAAAUGAAACAGAACAAACUCAUGAAGAAGAAUCAAAACCAUCUCUUUCUUUAUCAAAUGAAAUUACAAAUAAAAUCGAAGUUCAUGAACCAGAGGAAGAAAAAGAUAAAGAAAAUCAAAUUCCAGAGGAAGAAAAAGAAGAACCAAUUUCAUUAUCAUUGGCUCAAUCUAUUUCAGAGAAAAUCGAUCUCAAACAAGAAGAAACAAAAGAAAUUCCUGCUGAAGAAACCAAGAAAGAAGAUGAAAAUGUAGUUACACCAAAUUCCGAAGAACCAAAAACAGAAACAGAAGAAACUCCUUCUUUAUCUCUUACAAAAUCAAUUGUUGAGAAACUAGAAAUAAAACAAGAAGAAAAUAAUGAAGAAUCUCCAAAAGAAGAAGUUUCCCAAAAUAAUGAAGAAUCAAAAACAGUUGAAAAUGAAUCAGAAACACCUUCUUUAUCAUUAACAAAAUCUAUAGCAGAUAACAUUGAAACAAAACAAGAAGAAGAAAAUAAAGAAGAAACACCGGUUUUACCAUUAAUCCAAUCAAUAUCAGAGAAUAAGGAAAAUCAAGAAGAAACAGAAGCAGAAGCAGAAACACAAAACUCAGAAGAAUCUAACAACGAAAAACUUAAUGAAACACCUUCAUUAUCAUUAACUAAAUCAAUUACAGAUAAUCUUGAAUCUAAAUCAUCAGAACAAGAAAACGAAGACAAAUCACCAGAAUUAAAAUCCGAAGAAACUCCAUCUCUUUCACUCACAGCAUCUAUUUCAUCAAACAUCACAAAAGAAGGAGAACAAGAACAAUCACAAGAAGAUUCAACAAAUAAAGCAGAAGAAGAAACAAACGAAACUAAAGAAGAAACACCAUCAUUAUCACUUACACAAACAAUUUCAGAUUCUAUUGAACACAACGAAACAUCAACAUCACAACAAAAUGAAGAGAACAAAGAACCAGAAUCAAAUGUUUCUAGCACUGAACCACAAGAAAAACCUAAUGAAAGUUUAUUUGGAUCAAUAAGUGACAAGUUACUUCCACAAACAGAGAUUUCAAAUGAAAAGAAACAAGAAGGAGAAAAUCCUUUAGAAGAACAUAAAGACAAUCAAGAUACUAAUCAAGAUAAACCUAAUGAAGAAUCCGAAUCUACUAGUGAUAAGCAAUCUCCAAUAACAGAAGAAAAGAAAGAAGAAACUCCUUCUUUAUCACUAACUAAAUCAAUUGCAGAAAACAUCCAAGAAAAUAAAGAUGAAGAAAAGAUAGAAGAAACUCCAAAAGAAAAUGAAACUCCUUCUUUGUCAUUAACGAAAUUUAUUGCAGAAAACAUUGGAGAAAGAGAAGUUCCUACACAGGAAGAAAAGAAGGAUGAAGAAGAAACUCCUUCUUUAUCUUUAACUAAAUCAAUUGAAGAAAACAUUGAAUCCAAACAAGAAAAUAAAGAAUUGGAACAAAAAAAAGAUGAUGUUCCUACUUUAUCUUUAACUCCAACAAUUGAAGAAAACAUUGAAUCCAAACAAGAAAAUAAAGAAUUGGAACAAAAGAAAGAUGAUGUUCUACCUUUAACUCCAACAAUUGCAGAAAACACCCAAGAAAAUAAAGACGAAGAAAAGAAAGAAGAAACUGAAAUUCCUUCUCUAUCUUUAACUAAAUCAAUUCAAGAAAACAUUGAAGAAAACAAAGAAGAAAAUGAACCACCAAAAGAUGAAAAUUCUGAACAAGAGAAAGAAGAAACUCCAAAAGAAAAUGAAUCUCCGACUUUGUCAUUAACGAAAUCUAUUGCAGAAAAUAUUGAAGUAAGAGAACUUCCAACACAAGAAGAAAAGAAAGAUGAACUUGAAACUCCUUCUUUAUCAUUGACUAAAACAAUUGAAAAUAACAUUGAAGAAAAAACAGUUGAAGAAAAACCAGUUGAAGAAAAGAAAGAAGAAACACAAAAACAAGAGAAAGAAGGAACUCCUUCAUUAUCAUUGACUAAAUCAAUUGAACAGAAUAUCGAAGAAAAACAAGUUGAUGAAAAGAAUGAAGAUAAACAUGAAGAAAAGAAAGAUGAAGUUGAAACGCCUUCUUUAUCAUUAGCCAAAACAAUUGCAGAGAAUAUCGAAGAAAAGCCACAAGAACCUGAUAAAGAAGAAACUCCUUCUCUAUCUUUAACUAAAUCAAUUGAAAAUAACAUUGAAUCUAAACAAGGAGAUAAAGAAUUGGAACAAAAGAAAGAUGAUGUUCUACCUUUAACUCCAACAAUUGCAGAAAACAUCCAAGAAAAUAAAGACGAAGAAAAGAAUGAAGAAACUGAAAUUCCUUCUUUAUCUUUAACUAAAUCAAUUCAAGAAAACAUUGAAGAUAAAACAGAAGAAAAAGAGAGAGAAAUUUCAACAUCAAUCAAUGAUAAUUUAUUACAAACUAAAGAAGAAAGUAAUUCAUCAUUAGCAUCAAAUGAAUCAGAAACUCCUUCUUUAUCAUUAACAAAAUCUAUAGCAGAUAACAUUGAAACAAAACAAGAAGAAGAAAAUAAAGAAAUAGCAGCAAAUGAAUCUGAAGAAAAGAAAGAAGAAACACCGGUUUUACCAUUAAUCCAAUCAAUAUCAGAGAAUAAGGAAAAUCAAGAAGAAACAGAAGCAGAAGCAGAAACACAAAACUCAGAAGAAUCUAACAACGAAAAACUUAAUGAAACACCUUCAUUAUCAUUAACUAAAUCAAUUACAGAUAAUCUUGAAUCUAAAUCAUCAGAACAAGAAAACGAAGACAAAUCACCAGAAUUAAAAUCCGAAGAAACUCCAUCUCUUUCACUCACAGCAUCUAUUUCAUCAAACAUCACAAAAGAAGGAGAACAAGAACAAUCACAAGAAGAUUCAACAAAUAAAGCAGAAGAAGAAACAAACGAAACUAAAGAAGAAACACCAUCAUUAUCACUUACACAAACAAUUUCAGAUUCUAUUGAACACAACGAAACACCAUCAUCACAACAAAAUGAAGAGAACAAAGAACCAGAAUCAUUACCAUUGACAAAGUCUAUUGUAUCUAAUCUUGAUUCUGAACAAAAACCAAGUGAAGAACAAAAGGCAGAUGAAAAAUCUCUUUCCUUAUCAAAUGCUUUGAUUAACCAAGUUCAAUCAGAAAAUCCAGACCAGAAAGCAGAUGAAAUGAUUCUUGAAACAGAAAAGAAUGAAGAAAAGGCUUCUUUAUCGUUCGCAAAAGCUAUGAAUGAAGCAAUUUUAGAAGAAGAAAAGAAAGCUGAGGAAGUUCCUCUUCUUUCAAUUCAAAAUUCACUUUCAAAUCAGGAAAAUAAUCAGGAACCUGCAAAAUCUAUUGCAGAACCUUCUAUGCCUUCGUCUGGAGCAAGAAAGUCAAUUAAUUCAAGAAAGAAACUUCAUUAUUUCGAAGAUCCUCCAUCUGAUUUGGAAGAAUUAGAUAAUUAA
This is a messenger RNA of Trichomonas vaginalis G3, 5382 nucleotides long. RefSeq lists its product as uncharacterized. The record is from RefSeq and is a predicted model, not a curated record. The transcript has a single exon. Lineage: Eukaryota; Parabasalia; Trichomonadida; Trichomonadidae. Bases 1 to 5382 code for a protein of 1793 amino acids.